CACCGCCCCAAUUGUGUAUUUCCACUUAGCCACGAGCUCUCCACACGCUAUCCAGUCUUCCUUCCUCUCACUCUCUCUCUCCCUCGCCGUCUCCGCCUUUCAUUCUCCGUCAAUCGCCAUGGCCGCCGCAGCUAUGACCAGCAUUGUGCCUGUGGCAUCCAUUGCCCCCGUCUCCAAGGUCGCCAACGUGCGCCCCUCGUCGGUGUCCGUGGCGAAGGCUUUCGGUUUGAAGAGCAGGAGCAUGGGCCGCCUUACCUGCAUGGCCACCUACAAGGUCACCUUCCUGGACGGGGAGACUGGAGCGGAAAAUGUCGUCGAAUGCUCUGACGAGGAGUACGUGCUGGAUGCCGCUGAAAGGGCCGGAAUGGACCUGCCUUACUCCUGCCGUGCCGGAGCUUGCUCCUCUUGCGCCGGUAUAAUCAAGGCCGGAGAGGUUGACCAGAGUGACCAGAGUUUUUUGGAUGACUCUCAGAUUGAUGAUGGUUUCGUGCUGACCUGCGUGGCUUACCCAGCCAGCGACUGCAUCAUCCUCACCCACCAGGAGGAGAACAUGUAGAGGACUGAGAAGAAGUGUGGGAGGAGUUGAGGCGUUGUAGAAUAGGAGCUGAAUUCGCUCAGUUUCCUUUUCUUGUUGUAAAUUAGAGUUUAGUGAAUCAAUUCUUGAACUUGGGAUUGCGCAAAUUGAAGGUCUUGUUCCCAAAUUUUCCACAAA
This is a messenger RNA of Physcomitrium patens, 712 nucleotides long. RefSeq names its product ferredoxin, chloroplastic. Gene Ontology annotation, molecular function: 2 iron, 2 sulfur cluster binding; electron transfer activity. Gene Ontology annotation, biological process: electron transport chain. The record is from RefSeq and is a predicted model, not a curated record. Lineage: Eukaryota; Viridiplantae; Streptophyta; Bryopsida; Funariales; Funariaceae.